Molecule: messenger RNA, 895 nt
Organism: Scomber japonicus (chub mackerel)
Lineage: Eukaryota; Metazoa; Chordata; Actinopteri; Scombriformes; Scombridae
Gene: tlcd2
Product: TLC domain containing 2
Exons: 4
Coding region: 18-743 (241 amino acids)
Biological process (GO): phospholipid homeostasis; regulation of membrane lipid distribution; plasma membrane organization
Cellular component (GO): plasma membrane
Source: RefSeq, a predicted model, not a curated record
CAUCAACAUUUUCAGCUAUGGAGUUGAGUUCAGUGAUUUUAACGACUGGGGGCUCCUUCGGUUUCUUCAGACUUGUCAACGCUGGUGUGAGUAAACUCCCCAUGCCUGAAAGUGCCUGCAGGAACGCGUGGAAAUGGAGAAACAUCUCUACAUCCUUUGUGCACAGUUUUAUCACUGCGAUAUGGGCAGUGCUCUGCUUUUUCCUACACCCACGGAUGGCCGAAGACUUGAUAGAGACUCACUCUGUGUUUUCUCAUGCGUUGGUGUCGUUUUCAAUCGGUUAUUUCAUCUACGACUUCUUUGACAUGGUGCUGAACCAGAAGCUGAGUCAGUCCUGGGAGCUUCUCUUUCAUCAUGUUGUGGUGAUCACCUGUUUCGGCCUCUCAGUGCUGUCGUGCCGCUAUGUGGGCUUUUCCGUGGUGGCCCUGUUGGUGGAGAUAAACUCGGUGUUCCUUCACCUCAGGCAGACCCUGCGCAUGGCCAGCCUCGCCGCGGGCACCCUGUACCGGGUCAACAGCAUGAUCAACCUGGGCACAUACGUGGUGUUCCGCAUCAACACGCUGGCCUGGAUGACCCGCUGGCUGGUGCUCAACAGAGACAACGUUCCCCUCCUGGCCUAUACGCUGGGCAGCGUGGGUUUGGCCAUCAUGACGGCCAUGAAUAUUGUCCUGUUUUAUCGACUGCUCAGGAGCGACUUCCUGAAGAGCAGCACCCGGGAGGGCAAGAAGGAGAAAGAGAUGUAGGGAGGAGAGAAGGAUUAGAGUCAUCAACACUCUCAUUACUGUAUGUUUCCACCCUGUGGCCAAGAUUUGGUACCUGUGAUUUGUUUUUUGUCUUUGUUUUUUUUUGUGUAAUAUACUCAAAGCUGAGAGAUGGAGGGAUCAGUCUGUCAUUC